UUCACGAGACAAUCUACUCACGCUAUCAGAAAUUUUCAUCUUUCACCGACCGAAACAGUCGACUGCGAUUCAUAAAAGUUUAGUAACGCGUGAGUUGUCCCUCGAAGGGUUCCUCGACUCCAAGAGGACACACAGCCGCAAGAACAGCGGAGGUGGAGCUGGAAGAAAGGUGCGACGGGAAAUUAUAAAAGAGCGAUCGACAGUCAAGAGGACGCAGUCUCCUCCAAGUGUUCACCUGCGCGACUACGAUCCGGAAAUUCGCCCAAUCGAUAAAUUGUUGGAUCCCAAAAGCUGAAGUUGCCUACCCAUCGUGUUUGAGAGACAGGAUUAAAUUAACCAGAAUGGGGGCAAACGAUUGGGUAACCGAGGAGGACAACUACGAGUGUCCCCUUUCGGAGGAAACGCAGCUUUUGGCCAAAGAGGAACUUAGGGAAGACAAAAAUACGCGAGACCAAGCUCUCGAACAGAUACGUAAUUGGAUCAAAUUGAAUCCGCGUAUACAAAACUGUCGUCUUGACGCGCAAUUUUUGCUGAGAUUCUUGAGAUGUAAAAAGUUUAACGUACCGAUGGCGGAGGAAGCUAUCGAGAGAUACUUGCUGCUCCGACAAGUUUAUCACCCAGCUUUCAAUCAAUUGGACCCAACGGAACAAACGAUGGAAGAACUGCUGUCUUUGGGAUAUCUGUUCGCCGUACCCGGACGCGACGCAAAAGGCCGCCGUGUUGUAAUCGCCAGACCAGGUGUUUUCGAUCCUCACAAGUACACGAAUGCCGACAUGUGCAGAAUCCACGCGAUCACUUACGAGACUUUAAUGGAGGACGAGGAAAAUCAAGUGCGAGGUUUCGUUCACUUCGCCGACGGGGCUGGCGUCAGUUUUCCACACUUGACGCUUUUCACUCCGAAGGAGGCUGUCCGCAUCGUCAAGAACGGCGAGCGAACUAUACCGAUGCGGCACAAGGAGGUUCACGCGAUCAAUACUCAUCCUUCCGUGAAAUUUGCUCUCGAUUUCGGCAUGUCGUUGAUCUCUGAGAAGAUUAAAAAGCGAGUCAAGAUUUACACGAGUCUCGAAGACGCUAUCAAUCAGAAAAUGGACACGAGCAUGCUACCAAAGGAAUACGGCGGCACGAUGCCUAUGAAAGAAAUGAUCGCACUUUGGAGAAAGGAGCUGAUGGAAAUGGCGCCGAUAUUGAUGAGUCACGACAAAAUGAGAGUGUCCUUGGAGUUGUACUCGGAAAAAGCUCGAGAAGGUGCGGUGUCAGCCUUGAAGCAAGGUUUCGGUUGCUCGGAUAUUGGCUCCAGCGACUCUACCAUGUACGGGAUCAGCGGUUCGUUCAGAAAGCUCGAAGUGGAUUGAUCAACGGAAACCGAUCGUCGACAGUACCAAUUACAACGACUGCGUAAACUGUAUUUACCUUGUCGACGAGACAAAGACGAUAACAUUAUUCUUGUAACAAGUUAUAUUUGAUAAUCGUUAUAUAAAAACUGACACGAUCUUAAUCGUGAACAAGAAAAUAGGUUAAAAAUUUGAUCUCGGUCGCGGAACGUGCUUCUUCUGCUCGACCAAUUAUUAAUAUCAACUACGACUUUAGCGGAGCAUUUUUCACAGCUAGCAAAACGCACAUACACAUGUAUAUUAUAUUUUUUACUCUCGAACGUAGCGAAGCUACGGAUAAGGAUAAGUCGCGCAAAAUCGGAGGGAUUUCAAUCGGAUUUCUACGUACACUUUAGAAACUAGAAUUACGUGUAUCUCGAGUGGACAUUUCGGAACAGGAACCCUAGAGAAAAGUAGCGAGACAACGUGCAUCUAAAAAUUGCUUUAUUUAAUGUACAAAUUUGAUUAUAUUUUGGAUUAAGGAAAUCGUCGAUCUGUAAAGAAUUUCACGAUGUACGUUUAAAACGAUAAAAUAUCGUCUGCUAUAUGCAGACACCGUUCGCGAGAUGUAGAUAGAUAUAAGCUGCACGAAAUUCCAUUUUGGCACACGAUCAAUUGUAAAUAAGACUUUUUGUCCAUGGAAAUAAAUGCAUAUUUUUUUUCAUCUA
This is a messenger RNA of Hylaeus volcanicus, 2038 nucleotides long. Its product is annotated as alpha-tocopherol transfer protein-like. Gene Ontology annotation, cellular component: membrane. NCBI's taxonomy places the organism in Eukaryota, Metazoa, Arthropoda, Insecta, Hymenoptera, Colletidae. Bases 342 to 1352 code for a protein of 336 amino acids. The transcript is spliced from 7 exons. Gene Ontology annotation, molecular function: phosphatidylinositol bisphosphate binding. The record is from RefSeq and is a predicted model, not a curated record.